UACGGCUGUGUGACAGUCGACACACGGCGGCGUUCCACACGGGCAGACACUACCUACGUACGCUACGAAACAGAAUCAGCAACGAUGUCUUCGUCUUCUUCCUAUACAAAGCCUCAGCUGGAUUCAAUAGCUGUAGAGAAUUUUCGUGAAUACUUACGAAUACCUUCCGUCCAACCGAACGUCAACUACGAUGAAUGCGUCGCCUUUCUUCAGAAGCUGGCAAAGUCUCUCGAAUUGCCUGUUAAAAUACACCACUGUCACGCGGAUAAACCAAUCGUGAUUCUCACAUGGACAGGAAAAGAUCCUUCGAAACCUACUAUUCUGUUGAACAGCCAUAUGGACGUUGUACCUGUCUUCGAAGAUCAAUGGACUCAACCGCCCUUCAGCGCUUAUACGGAUGACCAUGGAAAUAUUUACGGCCGCGGCGCUCAGGACAUGAAAUGCGUUGGAAUUCAAUAUUUAGAAGCGAUACGCCGUAUGAAACUCAACGGGCAGAGUUGUGAGAGAACAAUUCAUGUAUUGUUUGUACCAGACGAAGAAAUAGGAGGAAUUCUCGGCAUGAAAGAGUUCGUGCACACCAAAGAGUUCAAAGAUUUGAACGUCGGCUUCGCGAUGGACGAAGGUGUUGCCUCUCCCGACGAAACUUUCUUCUUGUUCUAUAAUGAGAGAAGCAUUUGGCAAGUUAACAUAGAGUGUACCGGCACUCCCGGCCAUGGAUCAUUGUUGGCGGACAACACGGCUGGCGAGAAGAUGAGGAUCGUGAUCGACCGUUUCAUGGACUACAGAGCCAACGAGAAAGCGAAGAUGAAGGGUAACAGCGUGAUAGAGCUCGGCGAUGUUACGACCAUAAACUUGAUGAUGUUAUCGGGUGGUAUUCAAGCAAACGUACUGCCCACUUCGCUGAAGGCGGUUUUCGACGUUCGUCUCGAUAUUUCCGUCGAGCACGCUGAUUUCGCAGCGUUGAUCAAGAAAUGGUGCGAAGAGGCUGGCCCCGGCGUUAAAUUCACAUUCAAACAGAGGAAUGCUAAAGUUGAAAGCACGAAGCUGGACGAUUCGAAUCCUUACUGGGUUGCUUUAAAAAAAGCGUACGAAGAACUUGGCCUGAAAGUGCGAACGGGAAUAUUCCCAGGCGCGACGGACAGUCGAUACAUACGACGAGUCGGUAUUCCCGCAAUUUGCUUCUCGCCGAUGAAUAAAACGAAAAUCCUCCUUCACGAUCACGAUGAAUAUUUGAACAAAGAUAUAUUCUUGAAGGGCGUAGAGAUAUACAUGAAAAUACUAGCGUCAGUGGGAAAUAUUUAAUUUCAAAGACUUUUAAAAGCCACGAGAGUUACUCGACAGUAGCUGCAUGUAUAGUCUACAUUCCUUGCAAAGUCGAAAGCAGAGGAAACGAUCUAAGUGCCAUAUUUUAUUUUUAGUUCGUAUAAUAUAUAAUAUUUUGAAAGUUAUUUACUUCAGAGUUUAGCAGUGUUGAAAGGUGUUUAAAGUUUUAUAUAUAAAUUUUGUACAGUAAUAUAUUUGAAGCUUGUUAAACGAUUGGGUAAACGAGAUAUGGAAUUGUUGUCAUGUACCAAGGAGGCGAGACCUCGAAUAUUUGUAAAGAACUUGGUUGAAGAAUGAGAUUAUGUUUCAGUUUA
This is a messenger RNA of Ceratina calcarata, 1637 nucleotides long. Its product is annotated as aminoacylase-1. Gene Ontology annotation, molecular function: aminoacylase activity. The coding region runs from base 85 to 1302 and encodes 405 amino acids. NCBI's taxonomy places the organism in Eukaryota, Metazoa, Arthropoda, Insecta, Hymenoptera, Apidae. The record is from RefSeq and is a predicted model, not a curated record. The transcript is spliced from 5 exons. Gene Ontology annotation, cellular component: cytoplasm. Gene Ontology annotation, biological process: amino acid metabolic process.